Molecule: messenger RNA, 3659 nt
Organism: Lepisosteus oculatus (spotted gar)
Lineage: Eukaryota; Metazoa; Chordata; Actinopteri; Semionotiformes; Lepisosteidae
Product: cAMP-responsive element modulator
Biological process (GO): regulation of transcription by RNA polymerase II
Cellular component (GO): nucleus; ATF4-CREB1 transcription factor complex
Molecular function (GO): RNA polymerase II cis-regulatory region sequence-specific DNA binding; DNA-binding transcription factor activity, RNA polymerase II-specific; protein binding
Source: RefSeq, a predicted model, not a curated record
AACGCAGCCCGAGGCUGUCCGCAGCGACGCGGCCAGAAACGCCGGAGCUCGCCGCCUCCUUGUAACCCUCUUUUUAGCACCGCAUUUGCAGGCCGACUUCUGUACUUUGUCCCUCCCACCCGCUCGUCUGCUGUAAUCCCGCCCCUGAGUGGGUUGAUUUUUUUUUUCCCCCCGUAGAUCUUCGUGUUUUGUCAGAGGCGCCGAGGACCUCGCCGACAUUUUACACAGCUCAGCAGCAUCAGAGCUGACGUGGCGGCUACGUGUGCAGCGGCUCAGGCCAUCCACUCCUACCGUAAUCAGUGACGAGUCCCACUACGUAAAAAACAUCGUCCAAUGACCAUGGAAACUGUGGUUGACUCUCAGCAGGAUGGAAGUGUAAAUGACUCUGUAUCCGAUGGCGAGGGUGUUCAAAUCAAGAACCGAUCCACCCAAUCUCCAAUCUCUACCAUUGGACAGGCUACAGUCACAAGCAGUGGAGUGACAGGAGUGUCUUCGUCUGUAACUGUGGUUCAGUUACCCAGUGGUCAAACAGUUCAGGUUCAUGGAGUUAUCCAAGCACCACAGCCCUCUGUAAUUCAGUCACCACAAAUACAGACUGUUCAGGUAGCGGCAAUAGCAGAAUCCGAUGAUGGAGAAACAACAGAAGGUGUCACAGACUCACAAAAAAGGAGAGAACUUCUUUCCAGGCGACCAUCUUACAGAAAAAUCCUUAAUGAAUUAUCAUCUGAUUCACCGGCUGUUCCAAAAAUUGAAGAAGAGAAGUCUGAAGAGGAGGGAACACCUUCAAAUGUUGUACCUCAACCAGUGCCAACUUCUAUCUAUCAGACCAGCACUGGUCAAUACAUUGCUAUUGCCCAAGGGGGACCAAUCCAUAUUGCCAGUCCAGGAAGCGAUGGCAUCCAGGGACUACAGACUUUGACUAUGACAAAUUCAGGAACGCCACAACCUGGUGCUACUAUUGUGCAGUAUGCCACACAGUCAGGGGAUGGAACCCAGCAGUUUUUUGUGCCAGGCAGUCCACUGGUUGUUCAAGCUGCCACCGGUGAUAUGCCAACCUACCAGAUCAGGACACCCACAUCAAGUUUGCCACAGGGGGUUGUAAUGGCAGCUUCCCCUGGCUCUCUGCAAGGCCCACAGCAGCUUGCUGAGGAGGCAACACGGAAGAGGGAACUCAGACUAAUGAAAAACAGGAUGUCUGCUAGAGAAUGUCGUCGUCGGAAGAAGGAAUAUAUAAGCUGUCUGGAGAGUCGCCUUGCGAUACUUGAAGUCCAGAACAAGAAGUUAACAGAAGAUCUUCAAAACCUGAAAGACAUCUACAAUGGACAAUCAAAUUAAAUGUGCCCUCAAGGAAUACUAGUUGAAAACUUUUUUUUUUGUUAAGAGGUGCAAACAAUUAGACCUGCUUAUUUAGCUCUGUUACUCUUAACUCCAUUAUAUUUUACAUUCCUCAGUGUGAUUUGUUAAGAGCGCCUGUAAAAAUGUAAUAGGAAAUUCUGAGUAUAUUUGAAGUGUACAGUACAAAAAUGCCCCCUGUCCCAUUUCAUUUGUAUUUUAAAUGUGUUUAAAGAAAACAAAAAUCUUCAUACUUUUAUUAUCAAAAAAGGGAGAAAAGUUAUUUCUCACAAAGUUCCAAACUUCAACUUUUUUACCCAAUACUUUUCCAUUUUAUUUGAAGCUGAUAGAUCUGUUGUAUACCAACCAUGCUGGCAUACACGAAUGCAAUUUCUAGCAGCACAACAUCUAAAUGUGGAAUGGAUCCUGAGGAUUGGCCUGCAGUAGAUUAAAAAAAUACUAUCUUGUAUAAGACCAAAAUUUAUAUAUGUACCUCUGAGAGGAUUUUUCUAUUAAAAAGUUAAUAAUUUAAGAAAUAACUGGUAAUUAUUGUGAAUCUAAAAGUUAAUAUAGUCCAGUGCUUAUCUGUGUUUCUGCAUGAUUGUGAGCAAGUAUACGUGUUUAUUUUUGUUUUGCUUCCAUUUCACAUUGAUGUUUCAGCAAUGUAACACAGAAGCUAUGUUUGUAAAAGGUGUCUGAAUUAUUGUGUUGAGAACCAAAAGAAAGGUUACUCUGACAUCAGAUAACAAUAUGUUCUGAUGUUUUGGAACCCAAUAAUUCUCUGGUAAGUUAAACAUUAUCAUAAUGUAGUAGGUAAAGAUUCACAGUGUUCUUUGCAAUGCAUUAUAGUCUUGUGUAUCACGCGUAACUCAUAUUGAGUGUGUUUUGGGGACUUUUUUUGGUAAAAUACCAAGUAGUCUGGUCUAGCUUUUAUAUAAAUCUGGUAUGUCAAAAUAUGUUACUACACACAAAAAAGUAUAAUUUAUUGAAUAAGUGAUUAAGGGUUCUUCCCACUCAGAUUUUCAGAUAAAAACAAUUUUGAGCUGAAACUGCAUGCGUGACAAUCCUACAUAGUCAUGAUCUGCUUCACACAGACCAGACCUGAAUGCAAACAUUCAACUGAUUUAUCCUGCUCUUAUUAUUGCCAAAUUAUUUAAAACAACCACUGGACUGUUUUUGUCAAACUUCAUGAGAAAGCUUAGCAAAGUGAAUUUGAAAAAUAUAGCUAGUGUUUAUUAAAAACAAGAUAUGAUUAGCAUUCUAGAUAACUGAUAUCUGAAAAAAACCCAAAUUUCUCACUGAUGAUAAAAUGCAUGCAAAUGUGGAACAAUUGCAUGUAUUCUAAAAUCAAGGUAUUUAAGCAACAGAUUUCUGUGUUAUACACUUCACUAUACAACAUUGCUCACUAUCACUAUCUAAUGUAAUGUAAUAUCUGUUGUCACCAUAAAUUAUAGUGAGAAGCCAGGAGUAUUUUUGGAUUUCAGAAGUAUACUUCUGUGCUGAUACCACCCUAAAGUCAGGACAUUGACUUGGCCACUUAAAGAUGUUCACUUUUUAUAUUUAAGACACUCCAGUAUAACUUUGUUCUUGAGCUUUGGAUCGUUGUACUACUGAAAGGUAAAUAUUUUGUCCCAGCCUUGGGUGUGAAGCAGGUUUCCCUCUAAGAUUUGCCAGUACUUUGCUCCAUCUAUCUUCCCAUCAGUCCUGCCAAGCUUAAGCCUGAUCUACAGUAUGGCUGGUGUUUCCCACUUCUUAACGAUUGACUUCACCAUGUUCAAAAAGUAUUAUGAGUUUAAUAUUUUAUACCCGUCUCCAGAUCUGUGCCUUUAUGCGACUGUAUUGUGAAAGCUCUUGGACUUUAGAUUAAUUUUUGAUUGAAAUUCACUACCUGAGAGACAUUACAGAGGUAGGUGUUAUUUAUUCUGAAAUUAAGUGAACUAUUAUUACACACAGGUGAUUUUGUGCAGCUAAAUUAAUUUAGGUUGGUCACAGCAAAGGGCUUGAAUACUUAUCAUGAUGCAAUCAUGAUUUUCAUUUUUUCUUCAUAUUAUGUUUAGUUCUUUUUUUGUAUUUAGUGAGUAAGAAUCGGUUGACUGCAAACACUAAAGUAACAAAAUGUGAAAACUCCUUAGGGGUUUGAACACUUUUGCAAGGCACUGAAUUGCUAAUUGUGGUAUGUAUUGGUUAGUAAUUAUAGAAAUUAUAUGUAUAUGAAUGUAUAUGAGCACAUUCAAUCAGACUAGCCUUUUGAUAUUAUGACUGUCAGCUGAAAAACAAUUUAUGUCACUUACUAUCAUAGGAUACUGCAAUAAAUUACUUUAAACAUC